Spirodela intermedia is the source of this 9035-nucleotide messenger RNA. The record is from the annotation of a GenBank genome assembly. NCBI's taxonomy places the organism in Eukaryota, Viridiplantae, Streptophyta, Magnoliopsida, Alismatales, Araceae.
AUGGCCACAGCUGCGGAAAAAGCGACGCCCGCACCCUGCUGCUCGUCUCCCUCGGCCGCUGUCGUCAAGACCGUCGGUCUUGGCAAGGACGUCGCCGGUGUCGUGCGGGAAUGGAGCGUGGAGAAUGGAAGAUCAGCGUCGUCGGCGGUGACGGCGAUCAUCGACCCCGUCGAUGAUCUCCAGGAGCCACCGCCUGCUAAGCCUCCGGCGAAAGGUAACGUGCCUGGGAAGGAUGUGCGUGCUGCUUUCCUCUUGUUAUCUCUGUUUUUCCACUUUUGUGUGUUUCUGUCGUUAGUUUUCUGCGGCUCGUUGGCGGAUGGAUGAUGACUUUUUGUCGUCCUUUUUUUCAUCUUCAUCUUGUUGAUCCUAAUUUUCUAUGAUGAUAUGGAUGAAAAGAAAAAUUCAUUGGGAAACUUGAUUGUUAUGAUGAUAUGGAUGGUGAAGCUUCGUGGAUGCUGAAGAGAUUAUGGCUUUCUCUGACGGAGAAGAGAAAGGCGCAUUUACGACAACUGAAUCACAAUUCGGGAUGAUGCAUUCUUGUCCUUAUGAUGGGCGUCUCAUCGCCAUAACAUUGUUAAAUGAAUAGGUGUAUAAAGAAAAGUCAGAUCAUAGAAGAAGAAUAUCAUGCAUGAGGGAUAAGACAUGGCUGUCGAUAAGAUUUUUUUAUGCAAUAAAUGUUAAGUAUGUAUAAUUAGGGGACGUAGACUAAUAUGCAGACAGCUAAUGACAUCCAAUCUUAAUUUCAUAUUCUUGAAGGUGGUGGUCAAACUCUUUUGUUAUAGUUAAUAGAAAGCUACAAAAUAUGGGAUUAAGUUGUCUCAACUAGUGGCAAAUAGUUAGGAGGCCUUCCUAGAUGACAGAUUCAAACUAAACUGCUUUGUAGCUUCUUAAAGGUGAAUGGUGGGAAAAGGAAUUGAGGCUCUCAAUCUUCACUUUGAAACGAAAGUGGGAAAACUUGAUUAUGACUGUUUUUAUCGAGCCCCAUAUGAUGGUCAUCAGUGGAGAACCUUUAAGGUUAUAACCUUCUUGGUAAGCAGUCAGAUCCCGAGUUCAGUGCGAUAAGAGGGAGCUUCAUUGGGAAUGACCUUGGACAUAUACAUUGAUGUUCUCACCUUCAAUACACGAUGUUCUAUUUUAGUAGGAAUUAAAAUCCAUUGCAUCUAAGGUAUUAUUGUUCCAGAUUCAUUUGUCAAAACUUAUGUUACGAUUCAGUGUACUUUUUUCAAUAUUCUAUGGUGAGAAGGAUAAAGAAAAUCGGAAGGGUUUUAGGAAUGCAACCAACAAAAAAAGGCGAAUAUCUCCACUUAAUAAAAUGGGAUAAUUCUCUAGAGAAUUAGGGGAGUGAAGAUUAUUCUCUCUAUUUGGAUAUUUUUAGGCAUAGUUCAUGGGGUGUGAUCCUUGGCAGAGGAAAGGGUGCAGAAACUAUUCUGAAUUGACUGUCUUGCCCACGUUUAGGCCUAUAGCCCUGUCUGUAGAUACGUCCUAGAGGAAAGUGUCCUUAAUGGGAAUUUUUGAUACAUUUUCAGUUGGAAAAUAGAUAUUCUUUAGAUUUUUCAACUAUCGGUGUUGUAUAGAUUGACCCCAGAUCGGCAAAAUUUCUACAUAUGUGCUAAAUAGCAAAAUAUGAAGGGAAGUCUAUAUGACUGGCAACGGGGGCUUCUUUUGGUGGUUUAAAUUUGGAAGCUCAAUUCAGCAUAGACUUCACCUUGGUUGAUGUGGAAGAAUGCUUCGAUAUUUUCUAGGUUAAAAGUCCCUUAGAGAUUGGUUCCUUUUAUUGUGAACUCAUAGGUAAAAUAAUAUGUUUAUGUUAAAUGUGAAGGUAAUCCCACCUUCAGUUUCGUUUUUUGGUCUUUAUAUAUUUCCUCUGAUUUACUACUUACAAAUACAGCCAUUCAGAUGAUGACGAGAGCUCAAAGCAGCCACCCAUUAGAUCCAUUAUCUGCUGCUGAAAUUGCCGUUGCUGUGGCAACUGUCAGGGCUGCUGGUGCCACCCCUGAGGUUGUGCAUUAAUCCUCUAAUAAACUUUACAUUUUAACGUAUUUUACAUGUUGAGCUCACUUUAUCCCUUUUCCAGGUUCGGGAUAGCAUGCGCUUUAUUGAAGUAGUCUUGUUGGAGCCAGAUAAACAUGUAGUUGCUUUGGCUGAUGCAUACUUUUUCCCUCCUUUUCAACCAUCUCUCUUGUCCAAAACGAAAGGGGGACCUAUAAUUCCAAGCAAGCUUCCACCAAGGCAGGCAAGGCUUGUUGUCUAUAACAAGCGAUCAAAUGAGACUAGCGUCUGGAUAGUUGAACUUUCAGAAGUGCAUGCAACAACAAGAGGUGGCCAUCACAGGGGCAAAGUUGUUUCGUCAGUGGUUGUUCCCGAUGUCCAACCUCCUAUGGUUAGUACUCUCCAUGCCACUUUCUGUAGGUUCUUUUUGUGUUCGUGCUUACUAUGACUAGCCUCAAAGAGAAAUGAUGACGCUAUCUUAUCUGGUUUUAACUGUUGCCACUUGGGACUAGUUCUGAUGAUUAGUGUUUUGACAUGCUUCGAGAAGUCUUUAAAAAUUAUAAAUACUACUUAAAAUGUCAAAUUAUCACCAUUUUCUCAUGGGGGAAUAAUGUCUAUCUGGAAAGAUGUUGACUGGACAUCUAUGAUUAAGAUAUUUGUAGAUGGAUGCACCCCUAGCGCAUAAGCUCAUUCCAUUGAAGCAUCAGAUGUUUUCCAUUGAGAGACUGAGCCAUGGAUUUUCACAUUGGAUUUCUGUAGCAGAAGAUCAUGAAGUAAGGACAGAGGGAAGAAGAAUACUGCUCAGAUAUUUGGAGAAACAGUCUCCGAAAGUGAGAUUGAGGAUUCCCUAUGAAGAGACGUAUCUAACCAAGCUCCAGAAGAAUAAAAUAGGUCUAAUUCUUAUACCCGAUGGAUUAGAUGUUCCCUAGAGAUUGGAACCCUGAAGAAGUCAGAUGAAAUGCGUAUAUAUUAACCUCUAUGUCGACUUAUUUACUAAAAGAUGCAUUUUGGAAAAUGAAAAGCCACUAUUUGAGAAUGCAAAUGGGCAUUUGUACUCUUCAAUCAGCUCUUACCAUAAUUUUGAUCAUAUCUGAUAAUUAAUGGAAGGUACAGGUCAGUUGGGGCGGAAAUAGGCAUGGAGCUGAAAAAAAUUGCGGUAGGUAAAAGAGUAGACUGAAUUAGUAGCCAGAAUUAAUGCUCUCAUAUGUUAAGAUCUGAGAAGGUAACUCUAGAACAUGCAUCUGUUUGAAGGGGCAUUCGACCAGUAUGCCACCUCUAGAUGCUUAACCUUUAUUCACUGGCCAGACAGGUCUUGGCAUAAAAUUGGACUGAAAAAUAGAAAAUAAAUGUCCUUUCCUCCGAAAGUUUUUAUGAAAAAUGAAUGCAGAGAACAUGGAUUUUUGUCUCACUUUUGAUGUUUCUGUACUUUCGUAUAUCCAUAUGUAUAGUCAAUGCAUUUUUCUGCGUGAUCAACUUCGUUGAUAUUUUCCGUAAUUCGCUUGCCUUUGAUACUAUUCUUGUGGAUGGCUUACAUCCGUGUGAUUCAGUGGUGGAAGAAGCACGCCACUAUUUUUGCCACAUAUUUUCUGUUGUGUAGAUGGUUCACUCUCCUAUCCUCUACUGGAUUUCAUCUGCCUUUGUAGCUUACUGUCAUUUAUUAUGUUUCUUCUAGGAUGCAGCAGAGUAUGCUGAAUGUGAAGCUGUGGUAAAGGAUUUUCCUCCAUUUAUAGAGGCAAUGAAAAAGAGAGGAAUUGAUGAUAUGGAUCUUGUAAUGGUUGAUCCCUGGUAAUUAAAUGCGUUUAAUUCUGUGAAGAUGUGUGAAUAUUUUAGCAUUUUAUUUACGUACGCGCCUGAUUACAACUGAGGAGCCUUUUGCUUUGUCAGGUGUGUUGGUUAUCACAGUGAGGCUGAUGCUCCUAGCCGCAGACUGGCUAAGCCACUCAUCUUUUGUAGGACUGAGAGUGACUGUCCAAUGGAAAAUGGUUAUGCGCGUCCUGUUGAGGGAAUUCAUGUACUUGUAGACAUGCAGAAUAUGGUUGUAAUCGAGUUUGAGGAUAGAAAAUUGGUUCCUUUACCGCCUGCAGAUCCCUUGAGGAAUUACACACGUGGACAAACACGAGGUGGUGUUGAUCGUAGUGAUGUGAAGCCUCUGCACAUUAUUCAGCCUGAGGGCCCGAGUUUUCGUGUAAAUGGCAACUUUGUGGAAUGGCAAAAGGUAGUCUGCCAAGGGGGCUGACUUCGUUUUUUUCUGAUUUCUUUUAUUAUGAUUUUUUUUAAUCCAUUUUUCUCUAUGCUUUUUAUUUUUCCUAUAUUUUCUCUGAAAUUCUUCUUGAUUAUCUUACCUAUUACAGUGGAAUUUCCGGAUCGGUUUUACCCCUAGGGAGGGUCUGAUAAUCUAUUCUGUAGCAUAUGUCGAUGGUAAUCGGGGCCGAAGACCUGUAGCCCACAGGCUGAGUUUUGUGGAGAUGGUGGUACCCUAUGGUGACCCUAAUGAACCCCAUUACCGUAAGAAUGCAUUUGAUGCUGGAGAAGAUGGGCUUGGGAAAAAUGCGCAUUCGCUUAAGAGGGUCAGUAUGGCACUGUUUCUAGGUCUGCUGUUUAGUCUUGGUGACGGAUCAUAUCAUCUAUAUACCAUUCUUCCUUGCAGGGAUGCGACUGUCUUGGGUAUAUCAAGUACUUUGAUGCUCAUUUUACAAAUUUCACUGGAGGUGUUGAGACUAUUGAGAAUUGUGUUUGUCUUCAUGAAGAGGACCAUGGAAUUUUGUGGAAGCAUCAGGAUUGGAGGACUGGGUUAGCUGAAGUACGAAGGUCUAGGCGGCUAACAGUGUCAUUCAUAUGUACUGUGGCGAAUUAUGAGUAUGGAUUCUUCUGGCAUUUUUAUCAGGUAAGUUGGGACGGUCGUUAAUGUUGCUCUUUUCGCAUUCUUAGUUUUUAUGGUUUUUCCUCCCACAAUCAUUUACUUUUGGAAAGGUUCCCUCUGAGAGAAGAAUUUAAUUAAAAAAAACUAUAUGGAAGACCAUUACUGUUAGAAAUAACAUCCAGUUAACCAGUGAAGAUUCCUCAGGCUGCAUUUAUUGAGCGAAGCAAAGAUGUAAGAGAACUUUAUUUGUGCAUUUUCACCCCCUCCCCCCCAAUUCUUCUUGAAUCUUCCCCUCCGUUGUCCUCCAUUAAUGGGAAGAAUCUGUUAGCUAUUGGAUUUCGUGCCUUGAAUAUUCUGAAAAAACCUCAAAAACUCUUCUGAUUUGUUUUUCGUUCGGCUUAGUUUUUUUACUAAAAUCGAUCUGUUGUUGAUAUUAUUUUGAAAGGUGAAAUUCCCUAUCGUCGUCACCAAUAUUUCAGGAAACAUAGUUUCCUUCCGUGAUUAUGUGACAGCACAUGAGGUCUCCUAGGAUAAUGACGAUCUGAAUUCUCCUCACCUGCCCCCUUCGUUGAUAUGCAUAGGAUUUUGUCAACUAAUAGCACAAAUGGAGCAUGACAAAGGCCUUUGAGCCCUUCCUGUCAAUAAUAUUUUUUAAAAAUUUAAGGGACAGAAGUUUCAUUCUAACCACAUUUAUCAUCCACUCUCUCCCUUAAAAGGUAGUUUCUUCCCAUCAAACAAUAUUUUUUGCCCCUUCUCUUUGAGCCCACAGGUGUCCUUCGGCUCAACCUCCUUGAAUAAAUGCUGCGAUUUCUUUUAACUUACCGGUUUCACAUAUUUUCUCAGCUAUUCAAUUCGAUUUCUUUCUUUAAAUGCUGCGUGAUAUUGCCUUUUGUGGACGCAGGAUGGCAAGAUUGAAGCAGAGGUUAAGCUCACUGGAAUCCUCAGCCUUGGAGCAUUACAACAGGGGGAGUCAAGAAAGUAUGGCACAACUAUUGCUCCAGGGCUGUAUGCUCCGGUCCACCAGCACUUUUUUGUUGCUCGCAUGGACUUGUCCGUUGACUGUAAACCUGCUGAGACUUUUAAUCAGGUACGUUCUGGCAUUUUCCGGUGCUCUCUGCUUUACUUAAUACACCAGGCUUCAGAAUCUUUUAGCUCACCAAUGUUCAGAAGCAACCAUAGAAAUCUGAACGAUUGUUUUUCUCAUUGAUGAUAUCUAUCAAGCUAAUCCACAGUUAAUCUACAGAUGAUUAUCACGAAUAGUUGAAGUUAUCAAGCUAAGUAAAAGCCACGGUGCCAGAGACUAAGAAUCUCCCUGGUUUAAUCAACCAUGAUACAUAAUAACUUUUUGCUCUGCGUAAAAAUGGAAAGGAACGCCCAAGAAGGUGUCACGGCGUUAGAUUUAUCUGCUGGAAGCAUAUGAAGAAUUCAUAAAUGGGAAAAACCCAAUGCAUAUACCCCCACAUCCCGACGUACGUUUUUUGGUAUAAUCUAUAGUUUAGAUGAUCAAAAUCAUCGCAAGUUUAGCGACGACACAUAUCACUGUGGCAUUAAAUUUGGUUUAAUAAUGAAAAAAUCGAAGCCGGCCACAUGGUUUCACGCCUACAAUGCAUGCGCAUGCCUCCAAUUCUUCGCCCGCAUGUUUGUGAGUCUGCUGUGCCCUUGACUUGCUUCGCAUAGCGUCUUUAUUUGUAAUCCAAUUAGCUGUGCUCAUCUGUUCACGUCUAUAAUCGAACUGAAUUAUCCGUCAUUAAUAUCUUUAUGUCAUUUGGUUUAUACGCCCCCCACCCCCCCAAACCCUCGGCUCACCAGUCAGUUUCGCCCAGAUUAUUUUUGAGUCUGCACAUUUUCGUAACCUAAUUACUGUGAUCUUUGUGUUUCUUUUCUCACUUCCUUCUAAGGUGGUUGAGGUGAAUGUUAGGGUCGAAGAUCCAGGGGAAAAAAAUAUUCACAAUAAUGCAUUCUAUGCUGAAGAAAAGGUUCUGAGAUCUGAACUGCAGGCAAUGCGCGACUGUAACCCUUCCACUGCUCGCCACUGGAUCGUAAGGACCCCGACCUACUGCUAUGCUCUCCAUCAGUUUCCUCAAUUGUUUUCUCCAAAUACCGUCAUCUUCUUUUCCAACGCCUACAGAAUUUCUUGUUUUAUUAUAGGAACUGAUUUAUUAGUAUGAAUGGUCUGGAGGGAAUAUUAGAACUGGGAAUAUAUCAGUCCGUUCAGGAAAAUGUAACGGGGGAAGUCUGCGUUCAAUCUAUCAAGACAUAAUUAUUCGUUUUACGAUUUUUUUAUUAGAUGAAAAAUCUCCUCAAAGAAUUGGCUAAUUAUUUAUAAAUGGUGACUAUUGCAUAAUAUUUGCCUGUCGGAAUUUAUUUUUAAAAAAUUUCCCCAUAUAUCCCAUCUGGCCAGUGCAGAGAUUUUGAACAUGCACCACCGUGUGAUUUGCACUGGGAUAGGAUCUGAAAUCAAUUAUUUUUUCUUUCGCUUUGUAAUCUGCCUUCAGAUAAGGAACACAAGAACGGUCAAUCGAACUGGCCAGCUCACCGGAUACAAGCUGAUGCCUGGCUCGAAUUGCUUACCAUUAGCUGGCCCCGAAGCCAAGUUUUUGCGAAGGGCCGCAUUUCUGAAGCACAAUCUCUGGGUCACACCCUACAAACGUGAUGAGAUGUAUCCUGGGGGAGAAUUCCCUAACCAGAAUCCACGUGUACAUGAGGGCUUGGCCACGUGGGUCAAGCAGGACCGUCCUCUUGAGGAAUCUGAUGUCGUCCUCUGGUCAGUGACCGCCCUCCCCCUCCUCUUAUUGAAGACGCCAAGCAAAUGACCCACUGCUAUUUCUAUCGAUCACCAACUGAUUUUGUUUCCUCUAGUUUUUUCUUGUCUUUAAAUUCCUUUAAUUCGCAUGCUAUAUAUCCUUUUCACAUGCUUACUGAUAUUUUACUCUACUAUUUCCAUUUAAAUAUAUUAAGCGAAUGAAUUACAUGCCAUUCUAUCUCUGCAAAGUUUCAUCGGUCAUCGAAUCAUUCUAUUCUCUCUCUUGUUCUUGUACUUAAAUUCCCUAAUUCGCAUGCUAAAUCCCCACAUGCCCCCUCACAUGUUACUCUACUAUUUCCAUUUAAAGAUAGUGAUUGAAUGAACUACGUGCCAUUCCCUCUCUGCAAAGAUGCAUCAAUCCUUCUUCUAUUCAGAUCCCUUCAUCCACAUCUUCUAUCCCCACGCGCUCGCUUAAAUGUCAAUCAUUUUAUAUUAUUUCCAAUAAAUAUUUUUUUAAAAAAAAUCAGUUGAAUGAACUGCACGCCAUUAUGCUCCUGCAUAGUUUAAAGAAUUUGCUCCUCCGGCAUUGAUCCUCUCUUCAUGCGAUCUGUCUAUUUCAGGUACAUCUUUGGAGUGACGCAUAUUCCCCGCUUAGAAGAUUGGCCCGUCAUGCCUGUUGAGCGCAUUGGUUUCAUGCUUAUGGUAACUUACACCCUAACCCCCCCGCCAACUCCCCCCCCCCGCACUUUUCCGAUGCACCGACCACAUCCUUCUACCUAUUAAUGAAACAAAGUUACCACCCGACCCUAAACACAUGUAUGCAGAUCGAGAAUUUGAGCUCCACAUGACCGUUGCAGCAACACGUAGAUGCUCAAUACAUCUUUGUUAGAUCAGUCAUCGAAGCUUUCCCGGGUCAACUCCAUUAUUCUAGACUGAAGCUUUUCCGUUAAUCUUCCUCAAGAACACAGAAGCCCAACGUCCCAAGAACUGCUUCCUAUUUAGAUAUCUAAUUACAUUCAUACAUCUUAUAUUUUAGCAUCCUUCCCUGGGUAGCCUUGAUAUUGCUUCUAUAAAAGACUACUACUCAGCAUAGAACACCACCUCGACAGAUGCCGCCUAGUAGGAACAACUUCCUAUUCAUAGAAGGAUCCUUCCACCCCCCAUCCCCUCUCUCUCCUCAAAUCUUGGACAUCUUCUCAGAUAGGUGGAUCCUUGGCCGGGUCAGCUCUCUCUACAAUUCUUCAAUAAAAAAAAAUGAAAAACAUCUAUUUCUUGACGUAGAUAGAACUUGCACUUAAUAAUCUCUCUGGCAUGCCGCAGCCCCACGGUUUCUUCAACUGCUCCCCGGCUGUGGACGUGCCGCCCAGCACCACGGAGACGGACCUCAAGGAAAACGGUUCCCCGAAACCCAUCCAGGCGGCUGGUCUCCUCGCCAAGCUGUGA